Messenger RNA from Colletotrichum karsti, 2040 nucleotides. Its product is annotated as GTP-binding protein YchF. Gene Ontology annotation, molecular function: GTP binding; ATP binding; ATP hydrolysis activity. Lineage: Eukaryota; Fungi; Ascomycota; Sordariomycetes; Glomerellales; Glomerellaceae. The record is from RefSeq and is a predicted model, not a curated record. The coding region runs from base 1 to 2040 and encodes 679 amino acids. Gene Ontology annotation, cellular component: cytoplasm. The transcript is spliced from 10 exons.
AUGCCGCCCAAGAAGGUUGAAGUUGUCAAGGACAAUGUCGUCGCUUUCGGAAGGGUUAGCAAGAACCUGAAGAUGGGAUGUGUUGGUCUGCCCAACGUGGGGAAGUCCAGUCUGUUCAACCUCUUGACCGAGCAGAGCGCCGCGGCAGAGAACUACCCCUUUUGUACGAUUGAGCCCAAUGAGGCGAGAUGUGCCGUUCCCGACGCUCGAUAUGACUUUCUGUGUGACCUUUGGAAGCCGCCUUCCAUGUACCCCGCGUAUCUGCAGGUCACCGACAUUGCUGGCCUGAUCAAGGGCGCUUCGCAAGGAGCGGGACUUGGAAAUGCCUUCCUGUCUCACAUCCAGGCUGUUGACGGCAUGUUCCACAUUGUCAGAGCAUUCGAUAACGAUGAAGUUCUUCAUGUCGACGACUCUGUCGAUCCUGUCCGGGACUUGGAUACCAUCCAAAGCGAGCUUUGCAAGAAAGAUCUCGACAUUCUGCAGAAGACAAUUGUCGCCGAGGAACAAAUCGUCAGAAAGGCUGGUGGCAAAUACAAGAUGCUGCCUCUCUUCACAGAGACAACAACAAAGAUCCAAGCCAUGCUUGAGAAGGACCAGCCAGUCAGAGACGGAAGCUGGACGCCGGCCGAGAUCGCUCUCAUCAACGAGAAGAUCCAGCUCAUCACCACCAAGCCAACCAUCUACCUCGUCAACUUGACAAUGAAGGACUACCUCAGACAGAAGAGCAAGUACCUGCCGGCCAUCGCCAAGUGGGUUACCGAGCACGGCGGCGUUCCCCGCGACAUCAUCCCCUUCUCCAUCGAGUUCGAGGAGAAGCUUCACAGCUUGAAGGAUGAUCCCGCCGCGCAGGCCGAAUUUCUCAAGGAGAGCAAGGUCAAGUCAAAACUGGACAAGAUCGUCACCGAGGGAUUCACGAAGCUCGGCUUGCAAUACUACUUCACUGCUGGUGAGAAGGAGAUCAGAUGCUGGACUAUCCCAAGGGGUUGCCUCGCGCCCCAAGCUGCUGGAGCUAUCCACAGCGACUUCGAGAGGGGAUUCAUCAAAGCCGAAGUGGUCGCCUACCAAGACUUCCACGAUCUCUGCGAAGGAGGCAAGUCCAUGGGCCCCAUCAAGGCUGCUGGAAAGUACAGACAAGAGGGAAAGUCAUAUAUGGAUUCAAGCACUCUUUUUCGAGUCGACGGCAUGGUCGCUGUCAUCACCGGUGGAGGCACAGGCAUUGGCUUGACCAUGGCUAAGGCUCUAGCCGCCAACGGCGCCCAAAAGGUCUACAUUCUGGCCCGUCGGCUGGAUCUCCUCGAGAACGCAGCCAAGGAGUUCUCAUGCUUCGUUCCUAUCAAGUGCGACGUUACCUCCAAGGAAGACCUCCAAGCGGCCGUGGACCAAAUCACCAAGGAAGUCGGCUAUGUCAACCUGGUGAUUGCCAACUCCGGAAGCCUCGGUCCUCCGGUGCGCUUCAACCCAGACCACUCCAUUCAAGAGACGCGCAAGACUCUUUUCACCGAUUUCGACAUGGAGGACAUGAACGACGUCUUGAGCAUCAACGUGACGGGGGCAUUCUUCACCAUGACCGCCUUUCUUGAGUUGCUCGACGCUGGGAAUAAGAACGCCCUCAAGGGUGGUUUCGGUAAGCCCGUUGAUGGCGGCAAGGUUCCAGUCAUCCAGAGUCAGGUCAUCUUUACGACUAGUAUCUCCGCCUUCAGCCGCCAUUUCGUUUCGACUCCUCCCUACAUGACCAGCAAAGUCGCGAUCAUGCAUGUGACGAAACAGGCUAGCACGCAGCUUGCGAGGUUCGGCAUUCGUGUCAAUGCCAUCGCUCCAGGAUUGUAUCCUUCGGACAUGGCUGCAGGCAUCAUAGGUGACCGCAAGCCAGAGGAAGAGACGGUAAAUGACAAUAAGUUCAUUCCGGCGCAGCGAUUUGGCGGGGACGAGGAGAUGAGUGGCGCGAUUCUGUAUCUUGCCAGCAGGUCUGGAAGCUACUCAAAUGGAUCUAUCCUUGUGACGGACGGUGGUCGGCUUUCUGUCAUGAACAGCACUUACUAG